This is a messenger RNA of Amblyraja radiata (thorny skate), 1718 nucleotides long. It is a transcript of the gene tti2, whose product is annotated as TELO2 interacting protein 2. Gene Ontology annotation, cellular component: TTT Hsp90 cochaperone complex; nucleus; cytosol. The transcript has 8 exons. The record is from RefSeq and is a predicted model, not a curated record. The coding region runs from base 123 to 1664 and encodes 513 amino acids. NCBI's taxonomy places the organism in Eukaryota, Metazoa, Chordata, Chondrichthyes, Rajiformes, Rajidae.
AGGCUGGGCGGGGAUUUCCGCUGGGUCUUGUUUUUUCCUGACCGGAAGCAGACGCCGCGCCGUGGCCGAGGGGGAGGGAGGUUAAAUAUGAAUUACUGAUUGCAAGUGAAAGGAAAGACACCAUGGAAGAUCCUUCACAAAUCAUCCAGAAACUGCAGCUUGCAGGCCAAGGCAGGGUUGAGCGAGAGGAACAUUAUCAGAGUAUGAAAGUCCCCAUAGUUGAGGAGGUUCUUAAAAAUCUUCUGGAGGACUUGUCGACCGAAAACCUAAGGAGAGACAGAGGAUCAGUUGUGGAUGAUGUAAAGGAUUUGCUUUUACAUGCUGACCCUCUCUGGCUUCUCAACCACUACCGUCAAGGUGAAACUCUGAACAUUGUGCACUUGUACAUUGACCUGACCGUUUCUUUGACCCUGUACGCGGCACUGCCGAGGUGUGAGACUGACAUUGGGGAGCUGCCCAACAGUGCUUAUUCCACCAUACCCAGCAGGGCGCAGAGCGUGGCCGAAACAUUUCAGCUGCUCCUCACUAAACUGUCGGUAAGGCCGCUGCAAGCCUCGUCUUCCAGCCCCGCUGAACUCUCGCCCGACUCGGUUUUGAAUGCCAUCUCGCCGCACCUGGUCAUCUUCUGUGCCACGCACUGCCAGGAGAGGCCGUGGACCAACGCGGCGUCCCGGCUGGCUGCCGACGAGCUGCUGGCUGCCACCGUGCAAGCGACCGGCUGCAAGACCGUUGUGGAGCUCCUGUGUGGAUCACAGGAGGAAGGACACGGGGCUCUGGUAAUCGUGCUGCAUCUGAUGAAACCUCAGAUGAACAAAAACACGUGGAAGUUGAACCCAGCCACGAAGCACGUGUUCCGGUGGCUGCUGCAGAGGGUGAGGAGACCCUGGCUGAGCGAGCACCUGGACACAGUGCUGCCACCAUCCCUCCUCUUCUCCGACGACUACAGGACAGAGAAUAAGAUUCUGGGCGUGAGGUGUCUGCAGCACGUCAUUGACAAUGUGCCGGCUGCUGAACUCUUGCAGUUUAACCGGGCACAGGUGGUCUACCACGCUCUCUUCAAUCACCUGUACACUCCUGAAGCCUCACUCGUUCAGGUCGUGUUGUCCUGUUUACUCGACCUUCUCCCACUCAUAGAGAAGCCACUCGUCACCCGAGGACAACAGAGAGCAAAUCGCUACGACAAAGUAUUCUGCCUAAUACUUACCCACAUGGAGGUUGAAGACAAGAUCCCCCUUCGAAGAGUGUAUGCCAAGCACCUGCCUGUCUUCAUCGAAAGGCUUGGUAUUCUGGUUGUUCGACACUUGAAGCGGCUGCAGAGGGUGAUUCUUGGAUAUCUGGAGGUGUACGAUGGACCUGAAGAAACAGCCAGGCUCUGUGUUCUGCAGGCGUUCCAGAGCAUGAUCCAACAGGCCUGGCCCAGAAUGUCCAUGAGGCUGGAGAUUUUGCUUAAAUCCUUGCUCAGAUUCAUCUAUGAUGUGGCAACUGACCAAAGCCCAACACCACCCCGGGUGAGGGAGGAACUGUUACAGGAUGCCACCCAGUGCUUGAUCCUGCUCAAUCGCUGUUGUGAGCGCAAAGUGACGGUUCUCCUGGAAGGCGUGCGCCAGAACUGCGAGAAUGCAACAGUGCUGGAGUGUCUGCUCAGGGUGCAGCAAGACGUGUAACAAUUUUUGUGAGAACUGUAUCUGUACAGAACUGUAAUAAACAUAUGGCCAAAA